UACUAAUAUGCAACACUCAAAUUCAUAAUUAAGCCAUAACCAAGUCAAUUAUUCUUGAACAUUAUAUUCAUAAUUAAGGCAUGGUGCGGCCCCUUUUGUGAUUGGUAAUUGCUCACAAAUAAAAUUUCCCACUUAGUAAGUACCCCUUUUGAGAGCGUCUGCACGAACUUUAAUUCUCAUCCCAUCUCUCCUUCCCGAUUCAAUCAAAUUUAUACUCUCUUCUCUCUUCUGGUUAGUUCUCCACUCUCUCUAGUGAUUCUAUAAGCUCUCCAAAACUCUCCAAUGGCGGAUUCCAUUUUCUCCCAAUAUCUGGUUCUAAAAAUUGAGACCGACCCACAUGAGUUUAACUCCUCCAUACCGUACUACCAGGACCCAUGUCAGGAUCAAAGUGCUGCGUUAGAAAGUCUACGGCUUGAAAAUUUCAAUCAGUUUACUUCACCCCCAUUGCCGUUGCAAUACAAUCCCAACCAACUUCCACAAAUGGGUUCUCAAGAUUUUGAGGAUUUAGGCAUCUGGGACUAUAUUUUGGACGAUGCUGCUCUUCCAUCACCUUUUGAUUACGAGGUGGUUGAUGAAAAUCCCCUGACAACAAUGGAGGAAUCCAUCGUCUGUUCGAACAGUGUUUCGGGUGAUUCGGGUGAUGUUUUCAGGAUGUUUGAUUGGGGAUGGAAAGUUGGGGGAAAUACGAUGGGGAAGGCAUGAAAAAAAAUGGGAGUUGCUCUAAGAGAAUGUCUGCUGCUCCAUUGGAAUUGGACGAGAUUCAGAAGUAUUUCGACGUGCCGAUAACUCAGGCGGCCAGGAAUUGAAGGUGGGAUUCAGAAGUCUUUUUUUAGAAUUUCUUUCAAAAUCUUCCUAGAUCUUCCUCUAUUCGUUCGAUCUUGAAUCAUUGUCUCGUAAUUCACAUUCUUACAAAU
Messenger RNA from Pyrus x bretschneideri (Chinese white pear), 914 nucleotides. RefSeq lists its product as uncharacterized. The transcript is spliced from 2 exons. The record is from RefSeq and is a predicted model, not a curated record. Lineage: Eukaryota; Viridiplantae; Streptophyta; Magnoliopsida; Rosales; Rosaceae. Bases 283 to 702 code for a protein of 139 amino acids.